CAGUUGGAACAUCAUCUUGAGAUUUAGACCUUCAUCAGGCUCGGACGUGCUAGGACCUGAAAGGCUGCAACACCAACCCGCUUCAACCCUCUCAACCUCGACACUAACCGCCAGCAGCCAUGGGCUCAAUACCCGACAGCAUCACGGUCGACGAUGUCGAGAUCGUCGGCUUCGAGGUGACCGACCUGCGGUUCCCGACCAGCCUGGACGGCGUCGGCUCGGACGCCAUGCACGUCGGCACCAACGGCUCGCAUCCGUACGUGCGCCUGCUGACCAACCGGCCGGGGCUCGUGGGCGAGGGCAUCGCCUUCAGCAACGGCCGCGGCAGCGAGCUGAUCUGCCUCGCGCUCGACAUCUUCGCCCGGCGCGUGGUGCACAAGACCAUGGCCCAGCUGACGCGCAACAUGGGCAAGACGUGGCGCUACAUGGUCUCGGACUCGCAGUACCGCUGGGUCGGCCCGGAGAAGUCCGUCACCCACCUCGCCGUCGCCGGCGUGCUCAACGCCGUGUGGGACCUGUGGGGCAAGAUCGUGCGCAAGCCCGUCUGGCGCAUCGUGUGCGACAUGAGCCCCGAGGAGGUGGUCCGGUGUAUUGACUUCCGCUACAUCACCGAUGUCAUCACCCCGGAGGAGGCGCUGGAGAUGUUGCAGAGGACCCAGAAAGGCAAGGACGAGAGGUUGCAGGAGGCACUGGAGAAUAAGGCCGUUCCGGCGUACACAACCAGUCCGGGAUGGCUCGCCUUCAGCGGGGAUAAGAUGAAGGAGGUGCUGCAGGAGACGAUUGCGCAGGGGUUUACCGUCUUCAAGUUCAAGGUUGGGACCAGCCUUGAGGCGGAUAGGGCGAGACUGAAGGCUGUGCGGGACGUUCUGGGGUAUGAUAAUGGGUAUCAGAUCAUGAUCGAUGCCAACCAGGUCUGGAGUGUGCCAGAAGCGAUCGACUACAUGAAGCAGCUGGUUGAGUUCAAGCCUGUUUUCAUCGAAGAACCCACCAAUCCUGACGACGUCCUCGGCCACGCAGCCAUCCGCAAAGCCCUGAAGCCCUACGGUGUCGGCGUGGCAACCGGCGAAGCCGCCCAGAACCGCGUGACUUUCAAGCAGCUCCUGCAGGCGGAGGCCACCGACGUGGCGCAGAUCGACGCGGUCCGCCUCGGCAGCGUCAACGAGUGCCUGGCCGUGAUGCUCAUGGCGCUCAAGUUCAACGUGCCCUGCGUGCCGCACAACGGCGCCAUGGGCCUGACCGAGCUGACGUCGCACCUGAGCCUGAUCGACUACAUCGCCGUCAGCGGCAAGCGCUCCAUGCUCGAGUUCGCCGACAGCCACCGCGAGAAUCUCCGGCACCCGUCGCAGAUUGUCGACGCCCACUACGUCACCCCGCUCGAGCCGGGCUAUUCGAUCGGGUAUACCGACGAGGCGCUGGAGAAGUACACGUACCCGACCGGGAGCUUCUGGCGGAGUGAUAUCGGCCAGCAGAUCAUUGCGCAGCCGACGGGUGGCGAGCUGUGAUUGUCUCUUUGGGGUUAGUCUUUGGAACUAAAGCGAGGACACGCUGUUGUCACCGCAAGGAAGAAGAAGGAAAACAGUCCUUCUCGUGUGGGGAAAGCAGUACUGUUUCACAUUGCGAUGAUAGACGGGCCGUGCCUAAAGUCUAUCUCCUUGUCUGACCGCCUGACCGUCCUUGCUCUCACGUAUCCCGGAUCAAGCAAACAUCCGCUUCCCUGUCUUAGACC
Chaetomium strumarium is the source of this 1726-nucleotide messenger RNA. RefSeq names its product enolase C-terminal domain-like protein. Gene Ontology annotation, molecular function: magnesium ion binding; hydro-lyase activity. The record is from RefSeq and is a predicted model, not a curated record. The transcript is spliced from 3 exons. Gene Ontology annotation, biological process: carbohydrate catabolic process; amino acid catabolic process. NCBI's taxonomy places the organism in Eukaryota, Fungi, Ascomycota, Sordariomycetes, Sordariales, Chaetomiaceae. The coding region runs from base 120 to 1502 and encodes 460 amino acids.